Messenger RNA from Angiostrongylus costaricensis, 870 nucleotides. The record is from the annotation of a GenBank genome assembly. NCBI's taxonomy places the organism in Eukaryota, Metazoa, Nematoda, Chromadorea, Rhabditida, Metastrongylidae.
AUGGUCCAAGAAACGAUCCAGCGUCUCGUUCCGUACGAGCUUGUAGACAUCGGAGCAAAUCUUGGCCAUCCUUCUUAUAAAGAGGACUUGGAGGACGUUUUAAAGCGUGCAAGACAGGCUGGAAUUUCAAAACUGAUGAUCACUGGAACCUCGGAGAAGGUCAGUAAGGAAUGCAUGGUACUGGCUGAAACGAUGCCUGGUUUCCUCUAUUUUACAGCAGGAGUACAUCCUCAUGAUGCGAAAGACUUUGGUGAAAAUUCUAUCGACACCUUGAGGUCUCUUCAGGAACAUCAUCAGUGUGUCGCCGUUGGCGAAUGUGGUUUAGACUUCAACAGGAAUUUUUCUCCACAACAAGUUCAAAUAAGUGUGGAACUAGCAUGCGAAUUGAAAAAACCACUGUUCAUCCAUGAGCGGGAAGCCCACAAUGAUAUGGUUGACAUUUUAACUAAAGCAGACGAGAGGUUACCUCCAGCUGUGGUGCACUGUUUCACUGGCACGGAAGAUGAGGCGAAAAAGUACGUAGAAAUGGGAUUGUAUAUAGGUUUAACAGGAUUUUUGUGGAAAGACCGGCAACAGAAUGGUGUCCAAGCUGCCCUUCGUAAUGGUUCUAUACCUCUCGAUCGACUUCUUAUUGAAACUGAUGCUCCGUUCAUGUACCCGAAAAUUAGUGACAAAAAGUUGCCGAUGUCCGUGAAAGAGGCUUUCAGUGUUCCAACAAAGCAGUUACAUAAAUUUGCGUCUUUUGACCGCAAUGAACCAUGCGCGCUAGCCGCUAUUUGUGAAAUGAUCGCUGCAUUCAUGGAUAUCGAUCCAAGAGAGGUUGCUGAAGCUACAACAGCAAACGCCAAGCAAGUUUAUGGACUAAAUUAG